Umbelopsis ramanniana AG is the source of this 1417-nucleotide messenger RNA. RefSeq lists its product as uncharacterized. The coding region runs from base 290 to 1234 and encodes 314 amino acids. Lineage: Eukaryota; Fungi; Mucoromycota; Umbelopsidomycetes; Umbelopsidales; Umbelopsidaceae. The record is from RefSeq and is a predicted model, not a curated record. Gene Ontology annotation, molecular function: 4-hydroxy-tetrahydrodipicolinate synthase activity. The transcript has a single exon.
GGAAGAUGGAGAGGUAGUGGUGUCUGAAAUAAAAGAGCAGUCGUCUUUUGUCUGAACCUCUCUUUGUUCUGUAUUUUAUUAUAACGCUGCAAUAUAUAAACUCAACUGGUCCCUUAGGUUCGAGCAGUGAGCCGUUGGCUCAUAGGGCGGGGAAUUGUCUGGUUAGGAGAUUAUCCCGGACAUUUUUGGGUUUGGCCUACUUCCGCACAAAAGGGAAUAAAAAGGCCCUGCCAAACUCAAAAGUUUCAGCUCUUGUCAAUUUUCUUCCCUCUCUACAACCAAAUACACUAUGUCUCCUCAAAUUCUCGGUAAAGGUGUCUACGUCCCUAUCCCUACCUUCUUCAAGGAUAACGAAGAGUUGGAUUUGGAAACCCUGGAAAAGCAUUUGAGCUUCCUGUCUAACACUGGAAUUGCUGGUAUUAUCUUCCAGGGAUCCACUGGUGAAGCUAUCCACUUGUCUGACGAAGAACGUAUCACCUUGAUUGAGGCUGGUAAGAAGUUCUUGUCCAAGUCUGAUCCUUCCAUCAAGAUUAUCGCUGGUGCUGGUGCUCCUUCUGCCCGUGGUACUGUCAAGCUCUGCAAGGAUGCUGCCAAGGCCGGUGCUGACUAUGUCAUGGUUUUGCCUCCUUCUUACUACCUCAACCGUGUCAACAAGGAAUCCAUCACUGCUUUCUUCACUCGUGUUGGUGAUGAGUCUCCUUUGCCCGUUAUCAUCUACAACUACCCUGGUGUCUGCCAAGGUGUUGAUGUCGAUGUUGCCACCUUGACUGAGUUGUCCCACCACCCCAACAUUGCUGGUGUUAAGGGUACUGACGGUAACAUUGGUAAGGUCGGUUACUUGGCUGAGCACACCAGUGCUGAUGAGUUCACCUUGUUGGCUGGAUCAUGCGAUUUCCUUUUGCCCGCUUUGACUGUCGGUGCUGUUGGCUGUGUUCCCGGUUUGGGCAACAUUUCUCCUAGAGCUAUCGUCAAGCUCCAACAACUUUGGGACCAAGGUAAAUUAGAGGAAGCUUCCGCUUUGCAAAAGAAGUUGGUCAAGCCUGAUGACGCUUUGAACCGCUGGUACGGUUUGUCUGGUGUUAAGGGAGGUAUGGACGAAGUUUUGGGCUAUGGUGGUCCCCUUCGUAACCCUCUUCAACGUCUCAACAAGAAGGAUUCUCAGCGUGUUGCUGAAGGUCUCCAACCCGCUUGGAUCAUUGAACAACAAUUGCAAAAGGAAGCCGGUGCCCAGUAAAAACUUGGUUACCUACUAUUCACCAAUAAUUUGACAAAACGACACUCCCUUCCAUGUCAUGCAUUGACUGUACAAUUUUCUCCCCCUGUGCAUUUUCUACAUUUUUGCUAUUGUAUUUCUUCCUGUUUUCUCAAAUAUACACCAAUUUGGAUCAUUCCAUAUAACAAGCAGAAUAUCGUUCUG